CUUGUUACUUUUGGAAUGCCUGGCGUUGUGUGUGGGUGUUUUCUGUUUUCCCUGUACCGGAAUCUCAAGAGCCAAAUGAAGAAGUGGGGAACUGAUUCAGUCGUUAGCGGUGAUCGAUCUGGUGAACAACUAGCACAGGAUUUAACAUGGAGAACAUUGACGAAGACCUGACCCCCGAGCAGAUUGCCGUUCUGCAGAAGGCAUUCAAUAGCUUCGAUCACCAGAAGACCGGUAGUAUCCCCACCGAAAUGGUGGCCGAUAUCCUGCGUCUCAUGGGUCAGCCCUUCGACAGGCAGAUCCUUGACGAGCUGAUCGACGAGGUUGAUGAGGACAAGUCCGGUCGCCUGGAGUUCGAGGAGUUCGUCCAGCUGGCUGCCAAGUUCAUCGUGGAGGAGGAUGACGAGGCCAUGCAGAAGGAGCUGCGCGAGGCCUUCCGCCUGUACGACAAGCAGGGCAAUGGCUACAUUCCCACCUCCUGCCUGAAGGAGAUCCUCAAGGAGCUGGACGACCAGCUGACCGAACAGGAGCUCGACAUCAUGAUUGAGGAAAUCGAUUCCGACGGCUCUGGCACCGUUGAUUUUGAUGAAUUCAUGGAGAUGAUGACUGGCGAGUAAGCAUUGUGGACCCAUCGCAUCUCAAAUUGUCUACCCCCAACACCCGAGGCUUGAAUAAACGUUUUGUAUUUGAUUUCUA
Drosophila teissieri is the source of this 693-nucleotide messenger RNA. RefSeq names its product troponin C (gene TpnC47D). The coding region runs from base 147 to 614 and encodes 155 amino acids. Lineage: Eukaryota; Metazoa; Arthropoda; Insecta; Diptera; Drosophilidae. Gene Ontology annotation, molecular function: enzyme regulator activity; calcium ion binding. The transcript has 4 exons. The record is from RefSeq and is a predicted model, not a curated record.